This is a messenger RNA of Baudoinia panamericana UAMH 10762, 774 nucleotides long. RefSeq lists its product as uncharacterized. Bases 14 to 592 code for a protein of 192 amino acids. The record is from RefSeq and is a predicted model, not a curated record. Gene Ontology annotation, biological process: protein targeting to ER. NCBI's taxonomy places the organism in Eukaryota, Fungi, Ascomycota, Dothideomycetes, Mycosphaerellales, Teratosphaeriaceae. Gene Ontology annotation, cellular component: mitochondrion; endoplasmic reticulum. The transcript has 3 exons.
CACCACCGCCAACAUGAAUCCACAAAUUACCAACCUGAUCAUCAUCCUGGUGAUGAUGCAGGCGAGCAAGAAGAUCCCCUUCGAGGACCCGAACGUACUCAUGGGCGUGCGAGGACUGUACAUCCUCAGCAAUGUGAUUAUCGCGGGCGUCUAUUUCUACACGAAGAUGCAGAUCGAUAAGAAGAAAGACUUGACCGUCCUCAAGUACGUCGAGCCCGCACCAAUGGGCAGCACCGAAGAACCAAAAGCCGUCACAACCACCGUGCAUGCCUACGACUUGUCCCAGCUGCGCGGGCUGUUCAAGGCGCAGCUCAUGGGCGUCGGCAUGAUGGCAGUCAUGCACUUGUACUUCAAGUACACAAACCCUCUUCUCAUCCAAAGCAUUAUCCCGCUCAAGGGUGCGUUUGAAGGCAACCUUGUCAAGGUACAUGUUCUGGGCAAGCCUGCGACUGGUGACUUGAAGAGGCCUUGGAAGCAGAAUGCGGGUAUGAUGGGCAUGAUGGGUGGACAGGGCAGUGGGGAGGUUAAGACGGACAAGAAAAGUAUUGAGCAGGCGGAGAGGGCUGGGAGAGGAGGUGUUAAGGAGGAGUAAGUGGGUACAUAUGUAUGCAUGUCGUCCAGCAGCAUGAAUACACACUGUACGAUGCUCUGCCGACGCCGCAUGGUAGACUCUACCGUUUUAACCGACAUACCAUAUCUGUUCUGACCCAAGUGAUCCGCGAUAUCGCGUAUACACACUGUACGAUGCUCUGCCGACGCCGCAUGGUAGACUCU